UUUUAAACUCAGAUGUCCUUCUGCGUUUUAGAUGCCCUUCACAAUGUGAGACUGAGUUUCAAGUUAUGAGCUGCUCUCAUGCGCACCAGCCAACAUGGAAUGAACCCAGCUUUUUUCUGGUUGAGGUUCAACUGAAGCUGACGAGGCAAGGUGUGCCUUGCGAUACAUGCUUAGGCACAUGGACAGAAUGUCGCGAUGGCUCCGCUUCUCAAGAGGCUGGCUUGUCGCUCAGGCUUGGAAUCCCCGGUUGAGGUUACUCAGCACCCGCUCCUCGGUCGAACAUGUCCGUGUGCCAUGCGCAUCUUCAGGUGACAUCACCGUGAGCCUCUACAACAUCGCAAAGCACAACUCAACCAUCCCUUUAAUCAUCUUCAUACCGCCGUUCUCUCAGCCGGCUGAGCAGACUCCACUACCAUCAUGCUUCCAGGAUUACCCAACCGCUGUCAUCAACUACAGAUGGCUGGCCCUUGAGGGAGAUGACCGGCGGGAGGGUCCUCUCUACUGGCCCACACCGCUCCACGACAUUAGUUUCGGCUACUCCUGGAUCAAGGACAAUCUCGGCGCUGGCACCGAUGUUUCCACGACCCCUCGGGCUGCCUACGUCCAUGGGUCGUACCUCGGCGCCACCCUCGCCGCCGCCCUGGCCUUGACCGAAUCCUACGUGCCGGUGACAGGUCACUCCAUGACCAUCCGCGGUCUGAUAGCCCAGAAUGGCAUAUAUAACUGGACCAUGUUCCUGCCGGAUCACCCAAUCCACGCCCCCAAGCCCAUGAUAAGGAGGAAGAAACAGGGCCUUCUCAGCCAAUUCCUCCGCGAGCACCCGGAGCGGCCAACCACCGUCGAAGAGGAGGGCAUCUUCACGGAUUUGAAACACCAAAUGCCAGCCCUUUUCUCCACCCCGGACAACCUCUUCGACCCCUUCGCCUCGCCCUGCCUCUUCUUCCACUCACCCAACGUCCACGUCCCAGACGACUUCACCACUCCGCUCACCGCCACCGCCACCUCAUCCCUUCCUUCAAAUUUCAUGUCCGCAGUCGACGCCCUAGCCAACCACUCCUCCUCCCCCUCCUCAGAUUCUGACCCCAAUUCAGAGUCCGAGUCAGCAGAAGACCUCCUGGAAAGCGCAACCCUCCGCGCAAAGCUUCUCAAGCCCCCACGAAAGGGCUACCUAACCUACCCUCCCCUCUCCUUCUCCUCAAACACCGGUCCCGUCCUGCGCAUCCCGCCAACCCUUCUCCUCUACUCGACCCCACAACACCAUAAUCUUACACGAAGCAGCAGCAGCAGCAGGCAGACGGCCCUGCGCAACAGCUUUGCGGCACAAGCCCGCGAAUUGGCCGGUUUGAUGCUCCGGAGCGUGGACAUGUACGAGCUGAGCGGGCAUGGGCGGUAUGGUCGGGGCAGGGAACGUGAUAAUAGGCAUAAGGGGACGGCGCUGCAGGUGGAGGAGGAGUGGGGACAGGUGGUAGAGGAUCCUGAUGAUGAUGGGGGUCGGAAGAUGAAGGUGGACUGGGAGAGGAGACGGGAGCUCGAGAGGCGGGUGCAGACGUUCGAAAUUUCCCCGUCCCAGCAGGCUCAGGAAGAGCGGGGCGGGUUGAGGCUCGGGUUGGAUGACAGGGCGGAGGAGGUUGUGAGAGAGUGGUUGAGCGAGAGGAUUGAGGAGGAUUUUGGUGGGGACGGGGACGACUCUGUAUGAGUUGAGCUUGUGGUUCAUUGUUCUGGCAGGAUAGGUAGACAGGAGGAGUUCGGAUGAAAAGCCUGCCCAAAGCACCACUAAGUGGUUUAUGCAGAAGGUCCAAGUUCUCUGAUUUCACCGACU
This is a messenger RNA of Parathielavia appendiculata, 1819 nucleotides long. RefSeq lists its product as uncharacterized. Bases 167 to 1696 code for a protein of 509 amino acids. Lineage: Eukaryota; Fungi; Ascomycota; Sordariomycetes; Sordariales; Chaetomiaceae. The record is from RefSeq and is a predicted model, not a curated record. The transcript has 2 exons.